This is a messenger RNA of Oryza brachyantha (malo sina), 2136 nucleotides long. Its product is annotated as peptidyl-prolyl cis-trans isomerase CYP59. Gene Ontology annotation, molecular function: peptidyl-prolyl cis-trans isomerase activity; zinc ion binding; RNA binding. Gene Ontology annotation, biological process: protein peptidyl-prolyl isomerization. Bases 286 to 1977 code for a protein of 563 amino acids. The record is from RefSeq and is a predicted model, not a curated record. Lineage: Eukaryota; Viridiplantae; Streptophyta; Magnoliopsida; Poales; Poaceae. Gene Ontology annotation, cellular component: nucleus. The transcript has 14 exons.
ACAAAAAAAAACAACCAAAAAAAAAAAGAAAGAGAGAAACACCUCGUCGGCGGUUGGGGUUGGGCUGAGCCAACUCGCGGCGGCGGCGGCCGGUCAGCGUCCGCGACCCUUCGCCCCCGUGACGGCGCGGGCCUCCCCGCACCCGAGCUCCCAGAAGCACCCAGCGCCGCGGCUCUCCCGUUCCGUGGUUUGUGUCGUCCCCGCCUCAAAUCCCCACGCCCCCGCAGGCCGCAGCCGGGCGUGCGCGCGCUUGCCGCCGGCGGGCGAGAGGGGGGCGCUGCGGAGAUGUCGGUCCUCAUAGUGACCAGUGUGGGGGACAUCGAGGUGGACCUCCACGCCGACCUGUGCCCCCUCACCACCAAGAACUUCCUCAAGCUCUGCAAGAUGAAGUAUUACAAUGGUUGCCUGUUCCACAAGGUGGAGAAGGAUUUCCUGGCACAAACUGGGGACCCAACUGGAACAGGAGCUGGAGGCGAUUCUGUAUACAAGUUCCUUUAUGGUGACCAAGCUCGAUUUUUUGAUGAUGAGAUCCGUCCUGAGCUCAGGCAUUCAAAAAAAGGAACUAUUGCUAUGGCAAGUGCUGGUGAAAACUGCAAUGCCUCGCAGUUUUACAUCACCUUGCGGGAUGACGUGGACUACCUUGAUGAUAAACACACUGUGUUUGGUAUAGUUGCCGAAGGCUUUGACACACUGACAAAGAUAAAUGAAACAUAUGUUGAUGAUAAAGGGAGACCAUUUAAGGACAUCAGGAUUAAACAUACAUAUGUUUUGGAUGACCCUUUUGAUGAUCCUCCUCAGCUCAGUGAACUCAUUCCUGAGAAUUCUCCUGUAGGGAAACCACAGGAUGAGAUUGCAGAAGAACGUUUAGAGGAUAGCUGGGUUCCUCUGGAUGAUACAGUGGCUCCUGAAGAACUUGAGGAGAUGAUCCGCUCCAAAGAAGCACAUACAAAUGCUGUGAUUCUUGAGAGCGUAGGAGAUAUUCCAGAUGCUGAAAUCAAACCACCAGACAAUGUUUUAUUUGUUUGUAAACUCAACCCAGUAACACAAGAUGAAGAUUUAUACACAAUUUUUUCUCGUUUUGGAACUGUGACAUCAGCUGAAAUAAUCCGUGAUUACAAGACCGGUGAUAGUUUAUGCUAUGCUUUUAUUGAAUUCGAGACAAAGGAGGCUUGUGAACGUGCAUUCUUCAAGAUGGAUAAUUGUUUGAUUGACGAUCGAAGAAUACAUGUUGACUUUAGUCAAAGCGUUUCAAAACUGUGGGGUCAGUUCAGACAGAGCAAAAGAAAUGCAAAUAAAGAUGGGUGUUUCAAGUGCGGUGCACCUGAUCACAUGGCCAAAGACUGUGACCAGGGAACUGAGCAGAAAAACAAAGGCCCGAAUUAUGUCCUGAAAGAUGAAAACACUCAACGUGGUGGGAAUAACCGUCGAAGCUAUGAUCUCAUCUUUGAUGGAGAUGAUGAAAAUUAUACAGAUCAGCAAGAUCCUGGAAGUGCUGACCGACAAAAAAUCCAAAGAACAGAUGACUGGAGAUCAGGUCUGCCACCUCGGGAUGACCGUGAUAGGAUUAAUCAAGAGAGAACUCGCAGUGAUGAGAAUGGUAAGGAAGGUGAUAGGGACCGAGGGAGUCGGAAGCAUGAGGACUACUGCCAUCACGGUAAACCUGGUGAACGUAACUCUAGUAGGUACGAUGAUCGUGACUACAGCAAGCACGAGAGCAGGAACAAAUAUAGGGAUGGCGAUGAUGAUAACAGACGUCAAUCAAGAGGCAGCCGAUAUGGCAUGGAUAAGUAUGAUGGUGAACGGCGCUACAGAGAAGACGAUGGCCAUGGGAGGAGUGACCGGAGCAGCGAUCGCCACAAGAGAGACGAAAGUGAUGACAGGAAAAGAAGCCCAGAUGCUGGUAGGCAUAGAAGAGAAGACAGGGUGCACCGUGAGACGAGCAAGCAUCGGGAAAGAAGGCACAGAGAUGACAGAUAGGACCCUUUAUCAGCGUCAGUUUUGCCUUGCCUGUUUCUUAGUAUGCAUUUACUCUGUAUCCCUUAAUCCAACGCUAGAAUCGGUGUGUACACACUACGAGAGCUUCCCACCAGCGACAGAUUGUUGUAGCUUGUAGACUUCUUUUUUUCCUAAACAUGC